ACCAAAAAGAACGUCUCAUCGACUUGAGUCGUCGAUGUUCUCGUCGUGUUUUUAAAUUCGCUUUUAGUUUUUAUUCAAACUUUUUAUCAAAUGCUGAAAUAGAGAAAGUCAAAAGUCUAGCAAUGGAUGAAUCCAGUCUGUUGUCGUCUCUACACAAGGAAAACAUCAUGCCGAAUUUGUCCCAUGUGUCAGAAACUCUGAAAUCGUCUUUGCCAUGUUCAGUGAAGACAAAACGUGCACAGUGGUACAGUCCAUGUACUAACUCGCCACGACCUAAAGUUCCUCUCUCCCCGGACGACAGUCUUCCAAUAUUGAAGCUUAAUCAUUUUGAAAAGACACCAAGAAUUUUGUUUGGAAGUGUGAAGCUGGGCUCGUCUAAAGUUGAAGAGCUUGUCGUAUGGAACCCUCACCCUGUCUCCCAAACUCUUCGAGUUGAAAAAAGCCCAGUCAAACGUGGUUUUGCUAUUAAUUGCUCAGACGAUGAUAGCAGCUCUCUAUUGACACUAGAGGCAGACGAGGAGGUUAUUUUACCGAUCAAAUGGGAGCCGAUUGARGCAGGUCGUUGUCGGGAAUUGAUUGUGUUCAAAUGGAACGAGACCCAUMGACUCCAGGCUAUUGUAAUGGGCUCAGCCGUCGACAUCAACACUAAAAAGAAAAGAAGGUCAGUGCUCUGUAACAGUCAAACCCUCAACACCCCAAAGACAAAGAAAACAUUUAAGCCUCGGUCCACAGUUUUAACCAAAGAUCCUGUCAGCUCCCAAGCACAGCAACAUGAAUUUGGCAAAACUAUUCCAGAUGUGAAAGAAAUCUCACAAGAGGAUGAAAGAAGAGAGACCUAUGUUGUYWCUGGUACACCACAAUCAGAGGAAAGGAGAGAGACUUUUUUUGUUGCAAAGGUACCUGCAAAAACAUCUCCAAGCUGCCAUCAAGCUGUAGAUACUUCAAAGAGUGAUGAACAAGCUGUUGAGAUAUUGAGAUCAGACAAAAGUGUGUCUUUAGAAAAGAUCAAGCAUGUAGAGUCAAAACAUGGCAUCAAUGACAAGCAAGUUGAGUCACAAUUCAUUAAAAAUGUAAAAUCUGAAAAUGAUCCUGAUGCAAAUGAAGAGCCACUGCAAAAACCUGUAGAUAAUAAGCAGUUUAGAAGAGAGCAUAAACAAGCUCAAAGACCAAAAAAUGUGAGAGAAGCGAACGGAGUGUACCCAGCAAAAGCYCAAAACAGGCAACCUGCAAGUUUUGAAGGCUUUCUUGUUAAUGAAGUGAAUCCACAAAAUAUUCAGAAAACAGAAAGUAGUUAUAGAAACACCACAGCUGGAGAAGAAAAACAYCAAGUUCAAAUCAUUGAAUGUGAUGAAAACAUGUUGAAGGAGAAGAAUGAAGUUGUAAGCUGCAAAGAAACCAAAACAAAAGRAGAUAAGCUAACAUCAGCAAGACCUUUUGCACAUGAAAAGAAAAGGAAACAGGAAAAAGCAACAGUAAAUGUUAUUCGACCUGCUGUUGCCUUUGACGUUAAACCUACCAAAAAAUUGAAAAAGCAUGAAGAUGAGAAAAAGAAAAUUGUUUCACAAAGAAAUGAAAAAUUCAGAGGAAAGAAAACCAAGACUUUCAAAGUUAAWGUUGCAGCCAAAGGAGUGGCCCCCACAAAAUUAAAACUUCUCAAACCGGCAAAGACAAGCAUGCCUCGCCACCCAAUGCCCUUUGCUGCCAAGAACAUGUAUUACGAUGAGAGAUGGAUUGAAAAACAGGAAGAAGGUUUUAAAAGAUGGCUGAACUUCAUUCUGACCCCUCCUGAUGAAUGUGACGUAAAMGAAACAAAUCCAGGUUUGCUUACAAUGUCGUCAACCAAGUCACAACCCAAAGCACCCAGCAAGGAGGACCUCUCUCUCAAGGCAUACACCACUCGGCGCAAGAUGGCACGCCUUAGGCGAUGUGCUUGCUUACUUUACCAGUCAGAGCCUGUUAUAUGUGUCAUUAGGAAAAUUGAAGCUGAAGUUGAACUGGGUCGACUUGCAAUAAGACCUGAUAGAAAGAUUCAUGCUGACUUAGGCAUCAAAAAGAACAUUGUCAAGAUGAUACUGUCAUACAAUCCACURUGGCUUAGGAUUGGCCUAGAGACUGUCUAUGGCGAAAUCCUUCCAGUUCAGUCUAAUAGCGAUGUGACUGGAUUAGCUCGAUUCAUAACAGACCAUAUGCUAGGUAAUCCAAGCAUCGCACGGACUUACGCACACCCUAAAGUACCAGGGCUCUUCAAGGAUGGCUAUGUUGAACAGCUAUGUAAAUUUAGCCUCAAGAAAUUCUUGUUUCUCGUGCUGUUCCUGGAUCGAGCCAAGUUGACAAGAAUUAUAGAUCACGAUCCUUGCCUGUUUGUCAAAGAUGCCGAGUUUAAGUCAAGUCGCAGCAUUCUUCUGUCGUUCUCGAGAGAAUAUUUGAAAGGCGAAGGGGACAUMACAAAGCACCUAAGCUAUCUUGGAUUCUCUGUCACACAUCACCAGCGGCCUGUAGAUGAGAUUGACUAUGCUGUUACCAACAUCGCCGUUGAUUUGAGAGAUGGACUUAGAUUGACACGUGUUGUUGAGUUGCUGACGCACAAUUGGAAGUUAACGCAGAGCCUUCGCGUUCCCGCCAUUUCAAGACUUCAGAAAAUUCACAAUGUGGACGUUUUUAUGCAAGCACUCAAGGAACGUGACAUUCCGGUGGGAGACGGAGAAGGUUGUGGUGUGAAUCCUCGUCAUAUCGUUGACGGACAUCGUGAAAAGACUCUUCAGUUGCUAUGGAUGAUAAUAUUCAACUUCCAGGUCAAUGUUGUCCUCAGCGAGAAGCAGCUCAAAGAAGAGAUAUCUUUUUUAGAGCAGAAUCAGUGCCUACGAGACCAGUUGUCAGCAGAGCCGUCCAUGCUGGGUUUACCGAGAASCAAACGUGAAUCUCUUGAAAAUGACAUUUACUUCAAAUCAUCACGACUCAGUUUGCURCUCAAAUGGUGCAAACUCAUCUGUCGACAGUACAAGAUGAAGGUGGAAAACUUCACAGUUUCCUUCUCUGAUGGACGUGCUUUGUGUUAUUUGUUACAUUUCUACCACCCGACUCUACUUCCUUUGAGCAUGAUCAGACAGGAUACUACCUUGACGAGGAAUCCUGGGAUACAGGAGGACAGCGAGGAGGAGGAAGAAGGGAUUGUCAGGGACUCGUGGGCAGCCAGUUAUAGUCCCGGUUCUGGUGUCAACAAGGAGAUUGAAAAGCUUAAAGCAAACGAAAGAGAAAACUUUAAACUCAUUGCRGAAAAGGUUAAAGUUCUUGGUGGUGUGCCCAUGAUGACCAAGUUUUCUGACAUGUCRAAUACUAUCCCAGACGAAAAGGUCGUCAUCACAUACACUUCCUAUCUGUGUGCUCGGUUGUUGGAUCUUCGAGAAGAGACGCGCGCAGCGAGAAAAAUCCAAGUUGCUUGGAAGCGUUAUCAACUUAAGAAGCGAUUGGAACGACAGCAAGAUUUGAUUAGAGCUGCAGUGGUGAUCCAGGCCCAUUUAAGAAGAGCAAUACAACGCCGUCGUUUCAUUAAGCUAGUUACAAGUACUGUAACUAUACAAUCAGUUUACCGCGGAUACAAAGUUCGUCAAAGACAAAGACAGCUGACCAAUGCUGUGUGUUUGAUCCAAGGAACAUUUCGCGCUGCAAGGAGAAUGCGUAACGAGAGAGCUGAGUUCCUUCGUUACAGAAAGGCAGCGAUAACUAUCCAGGCAGUGUUCCGUGGACAAAUGUGUCGACAAUUGCUAGCCAGAAGUCAUGCUGCUGUAGUCAUCCAAUCGUACUGGAGAAGUCAUGUAAACAAAUCGAGGUUUUUAAAGAUGAAGAACGCGGCCAUGAUGUGCCAGAGACUUGUAAGAGGAAAGCUUCAGCGAGAAAGGUUUAUUGCUGUGAAAACUGCUGCUAUUGUUUUACAGAUGCAUUACCGAGCUUUGCGAAAACAACGAGAAGAGAAAGAAAGGUUUCUAGUCAUUCGUAAUGCGUCUGUUACAGUUCAGGCCUUUUAUCGUGGAUAUAGAGAAAGAAUAUUCGUGAAGAGASUUCGAGCUGCCAUYGUCUUACAGAAGAAUUUCAAGAUGUUUCACCAACAAGUGGUAUACAACCUUCAGAAGCAAUCCGCCAUCAAGAUACAGUCGCUUACAAGAAUGUUUCUAGCAAGAAGAAAYUUCAGYAAAACAAAGCAAGCUGUMAUAACAAUCCAAACCCACUUCAGAGCWUUCACAGCUGGUCAGCGGCAAUACAUGGCGUACACGCGAUUCAAGUCUUCUUGCAUCAAACUGCAAUCACUGUGGAGGCGAUAUUCUGCGAGAAAACAGUUUGUUCAAAUCAGGACCUCAACAAUAAUGAUUCAAGCAUCAUUCAGACGUUCUGUAGCAAGAGCGAAGUUUAUAGAGAUGAAAUUGUCGUCCAUAAAGAUUCAAAGGUAUUACAGGGGUUACAGGUUGAUGAAGCAAGUGCGGAAUGAGUUCCAAUCUCUCAAAUCUGCUGCAGUCGUGAUACAAUCUAUGUAUAGACGACACAAGUGCCGAUGUUCUUACGUGAGGUCAAGAGAAGCUAUCAUCAAAGUCCAGGCGAUUUGCCGCGGAAAUUCACAAAGACGGAGAUAUCUAAUGGUCAAAAAAGCAACUUCUGUGAUUGCAGAGAGAUUUCGAGCUUUACUCCAAGGACGACAACAAAGGAUUGUCUUCCACGUUCAACGUGGCGCUAUUGUAACCAUCCAGGCCGCCUUCCGUGGAUUUCUUGUACGUAGAGAUCUUGAAAGAAACACUGUUGCAGCAACGUAUAUUCAAACACAAUUCAGGGGCUUUGCUGCAAGAAAAACCUUCAAAAACCUCAAGGCUUCAGYAACAAUCAUUCAAGAUAGAUUCCGUGCUUACAGGGUCGGUAAGAGUGAGCGUUUAAAGUACAAAGCUACAAGGCAUGGGGUUAUUAUACUGCAGGCUAUCUAUCGUGGAAACAAGACUAGGCAACAUCUUCAACAAUUGCACUCUGCUGCUAAUUGUUUACAGGCGAAUUACAGAUGUCACGUGACCCGCGCACAAUUCAAUAAGCUGARGAAGGCAGCAUCGAUUGCGCAAGCGCACUACAGGGCGAUUCGGCUAACCCGAGCCGCUAUGAAAGAUUAUCAAAUGGUACGCUCUGCUGUURUAUUGAUUCAAUCGCAUUAUCGAGGAAUGGUAGUUAGAAGAGAAGUGGAACAACAAAGGCAGGCUGCAAUUGUUAUUCAGACCACAUUUAGACGUCAUUUUCAGCAGUCAAGGUACCUCCACCUCAAGAGUGCUGCUUGUGCAAUUCAAACUAGGCUUAGAGCGAUACAAAGGGGUAGAUUCCAGGCUCAGCGCUUCCAAUCCAUGAAAUCAUCAGCCAUUAAAAUUCAAGCAAUUUUCAGAAUGUCACAAGCACGAAAGAACUACAAGAAGCUUAGAGCAGUGAUUCUCCUCCAGUCYACUGUACGAGGGAUGRUUGUAMGGCGACACUUCAAAGAGAUGAAUUCAGCUGCAGUUAAAAUACAGACUGCAUUCCGUGGUUAUAUCGCAGUGAAGCAUUACAAGARCUURCRGAAAGCUGCCCUAAGGAUCCARUCAAACUUCAGGGCAUUAAAACAACUUCAAAACUACCAACAAUUGAAAUCUUCAGYAGUAAAGAUCCAGUCUUACUACCGUGGACACCGUACAAGGGAGUUCGUCAAGCAAAUCAAAUCUGCUAUCAUCCUCCAGUCUUACUAUCGUAGAUUCGUCGCCCAAAAGCAGUACAACAAAAAGAGAAAUGCAAUAAUUAGUAUCCAGGCAUCUAUUCGGCGCUUUUUGGCCGUGAGGUAUUACGAAAGACUAAGGAGAGUCACUAUUUUUAUGCAGCGACGUCAUCGUGCAAAUGUUGCGUUACUGAGGCAAUACAUGUUGUACCAUAUACAGCGUGGGGCGUGUAUUGUGUUGCAGUCCGCAGUACGUCGAUAUAAAGCUCGUAGAAAGUUCAUCKYAGUAAGGAAUGCUGCAGUUACUCUACAGAGGCAGUACAGGGCUGUGAUGGAGGCAAGGCAUAGAAGGAAAACAUACUUGGCUCUCAAGGCAGCCACGAUCACUUUGCAAAGCUUUUCUAGAGGUCUGCUAGCACGACGUCUUGUCACACAGCACAAAGCUGCAAGAAUAAUUCAGUCAUUUUACAAAAUGCACGUAUCACAAACAGCUUAUAACAAACUAAGAAGAAACGYUAUAGCAGCUCAGGCAACAGUCAGAAUGGUUCAACAAAGACAGCGUUAUAAGACACUAAAGAAAGCAACAUUAACGAUACAGACUCGCUACCGCGCUGCACGCCUCGGACGGGCCGUGAAGAAUAAUUUCAGCCAGUUCAAGACAGCUGCCAUUACAGUACAGAAAAUCUACAGAGGACAUCUUGCUCAUAAACACUGCCACAAGAUUCGCUCAGCUAUCAAGAUUCAAKCUAUUUUCAGAGCUUACACAGUUCGUCAAAAGUUUUUGAAAUGCCGAAGUUCUGUUGUUCAUGUUCAGUCUUUGGUACGAAUGGUUCAAGCUAGGAAGAAUUAUCAAAAAUUACACCAGUCUGCAAUUAUCAUUCAGAAUUGGUACCGAAGUAUGUUGAUGAYGAGAGAGCAAAGAAGCGAAUACAUAUUGACAAGGCAGUCUGCCAUAGUAUUGCAGUCGGCGGUUAGACGUUGGAWGGCUUGUACACGGUACUCGAGUUUAAAAACUGCUGCUGUUUGUAUACAGACUAGAUACAGAGCUACAGCUGCUGCAAGAAAACAACGAAGUUGCUACCUCAAUCUUCGACAAGCAGCCAUAACAAUUCAAACAGGAUUUAGGGCACUGAAAGCCAAACAACUCUGCAGUCAAAUGCGAGCCGCCAGGUUAAUCCAAGCCUACUUCAAGAUGCACAAAAUGCGUGCGGAGUUCAUUGCAAGACGGCAUGCAACCAUUGCAAUCCARUCCUUUGUAAAAAUGGCUAUUCAAAGAAACCAGUUCCUUAGGUUGAAAUCUGCURCUCUUUUCUGCCAGAGGAAACGCCGCGCAACUCAACAAUGUCGCCUUCAAAGASAAACUUACUUGAAGUUCGUGAAAAGUGUGAUUGUGGUUCAGUCAGUGUACAGAGGKAAUAGCGCGCGAAAGCAAGUACAAAAAAUGGUUGAGAAUAAGAAGAAAGCCAACGAAGCAGCUACAAAGAUACAGAGAUUCUAUCGAGGAUACYGCGCUAUGGUUAACACUCGUUUGUACUACCAYUAUACACGAGGAGCRGCUAUCACUAUUCAAUCAUGGUACAGAGGAUUUGCAGCUAGGAAACUAGCACAUCRUAUUCGCUGUGUCGUCAGGCUACAAGCCUAUUAUCGAGGGGCUGUCGCACGACAUCAAUAUCAAAUCACCAGACGUUCCAUUGUCAAAAUACAGGCCACUGUUCGCGGCUUCAUCGAAAGAAAGAGAUAUUUGAAGUUACAGCGGACUGUUUUGCUAUGCCAGCAAGUAUAUAGAGCGACUAAGAAGAUGCAGGUACAACGAGACUUCUUCUAUCGAUACAAAUCAGCCGUCACUAGAUUACAAGCUGUUUGGAGAGGAARGAAAGAUAGAAGUAGGUGUAAAGAGAYGGUACAGCGUAUUGUGUUGGUUCAGGCGUYAGUUAGAAGGUGCUUGGCAAGAAAUAGAUUCCUUACAUUACAGCAAGCCGUWGUAACGGUACAAUGUCGUUAUCGAAGUAAAUGUUUKACAAGACAAUUGCAAAACCACUACAAGAUGCUGAAGAWUGCAGCUAGGACUAUACAGCGUUACUAUCGAGGCUACCUUGACAGAAAAUAUGUUCAYCAAAUCAUGGCUGCCCGUGUCAUCCAAAGACACUACCGAGCAGUUUGYGAAGGACGACGUGUACGCAACRAUUACUUGACUACUAGAACGGCCAUUAUAACUAUACAAGCUGGUUACCGUGGUUACCUUGGACGUAGACUUGCCACUAGACAUGCUAGCGCUCGGGUGAUACAAACUAGAGUUAGAGGGUUUAUGGCUCGAAAACAAUUUAAGAAAAUGCAAGAAGCUCAACGUCAAAGGCUUCUUAGGUUUGUGGCUACUGCUUGGUAUCACCUAUCAGUCAUAAAAGUACAGCGGGCUUACCGGCGAGCGCAUGCUCUUGCASUAGCUAGAAAAGAGAUCUGCUCAGUCAUUCAUAUCCAGUGUUGGUGGCGUGCUGUCUUAGUACGUCGUAACUUUCAAGACAUGCGUAGUGCAGCUAUUGUAAUCCAGAAUGCAACRCGGMAAAGGUUAAACCGAAAGAAUCAAGCAGCUACUAGAAUCCAGRCUUUUACUCGUGCGUGGUUUGCGAGAAAGACUGUGGCAAAAAUGAASGCAGCGGCGUUGAAAAUCCAGGCCUGGUUCCGUGGUCACCAAGUUCGUAGUCGUGUGAAAAGUUUGAAAGUAAAGACAGCGCGCAGACGCAUAAAGGCGGCCAAUCAGGCAGCGACUGAAUCCAUGAAGCUUUGCAAUCGCGCAAGAUCAGCUCUUGAUUAUCURUUGUGCUGUAAAAACCUGACAACCAUCUUUGAUGUUCUCGUCAACCUCGAGGUCGUUACACGCCUAUCAUACGUAUGCUGUGAGCAACUUGUCAAAGACAAAGCUCUUCAAAUCAUCUUCACCGUGAUCAGAAACUCAAAUGGUGGAUAAUAAUAACAAAUGUCCUACACUGAACAGCUAUUUACUCUUGCAGCAAUAUCGAUCACCCAAAAAUAGUGAGCAAAUACAGCAAUAUGCAGUACCGUAUGUAGGGAUUCAGUAUUUUACUGUCCACAAUAUCAAGGUGUCCGUUGUAGCAGGGUGA
Messenger RNA from Exaiptasia diaphana, 8823 nucleotides. RefSeq names its product abnormal spindle-like microcephaly-associated protein homolog. Gene Ontology annotation, biological process: spindle organization; mitotic cell cycle; establishment of meiotic spindle localization. NCBI's taxonomy places the organism in Eukaryota, Metazoa, Cnidaria, Anthozoa, Actiniaria, Aiptasiidae. Gene Ontology annotation, cellular component: spindle pole. Gene Ontology annotation, molecular function: protein binding. The record is from RefSeq and is a predicted model, not a curated record.